UUCAGCACUUCCGGGUCGGCGGAGAGAGCGCUGCGUGACGUUGCCGGAGCGUUCGGAAGCCUCGCGCCUGUUAUUGUUCCUGCUUCCCUCGCUCUCUCCCCCACCCCAGCGUCAACCCCGCGCCCGCCUUCCCGCCGGCCCUCCGUCCGUUCCGCGCGCCGCCUGGAACCGCGCGCUCCUCGGGACGCUUUGAAGGCACCUCCAAAGGCCAGGCCGGGGAAAGAAGGGGAGGCGAGACACACAGGCGCACGAGGAAGGCCGGCGUGGGAGGCUUGCUGAGGGAAGCUGUCAGAAGCCCGAGGGCGGUUAGAAGGAGCUGGAGGAGGGGUGCCCGCUGCCAACGGUUUCGAACCUUCCGUUGCGCGAGCCCUGACAGCGAGGGGCGGGGGAGUGCGCGCCGCGUCACCAAGCAGCGAGCAGCCCUAGCAGGAGGCGCAGGAAGGCGGCGGCGGCGACUGGAAGGACAUGGCCUACGCGUAUCUCUUCAAGUACAUCAUAAUCGGGGACACAGGUGUUGGAAAAUCAUGUUUAUUGUUGCAGUUCACAGACAAAAGGUUUCAGCCAGUGCACGACCUUACUAUAGGAGUAGAAUUUGGUGCUCGAAUGAUAACCAUUGAUGGGAAACAGAUAAAACUUCAGAUAUGGGAUACGGCUGGGCAGGAGUCCUUCCGUUCAAUCACAAGGUCAUACUACAGAGGGGCAGCAGGGGCCUUACUAGUGUAUGACAUUACAAGGAGGGACACUUUCAACCAUUUGACAACAUGGUUAGAAGAUGCCCGUCAGCAUUCCAAUUCCAACAUGGUCAUUAUGCUCAUUGGAAAUAAAAGUGAUCUAGAGUCUAGAAGAGAAGUGAAAAAGGAAGAAGGUGAAGCAUUUGCGCGAGAGCAUGGGCUUAUCUUUAUGGAGACGUCUGCCAAAACUGCUUCCAACGUAGAAGAGGCGUUUAUUAAUACAGCAAAGGAAAUCUAUGAGAAAAUACAGGAAGGCGUUUUUGACAUUAAUAAUGAGGCAAAUGGCAUUAAGAUCGGCCCUCAGCAUGCUGCUACUAAUGCAACACUUGCAGGCAAUCAGGGAGGACAACAGGCUGGUGGAGGCUGCUGUUGAACCUAUUUUUACUUCCUAGCUGCCUGAAGGGGCCUACUAACUUGUUUCACCCUCCCCCGCUCAAUUUCAACUACGACAUGAAAUUAUUGUAAGAUGGCAUCAUGUUGCAGAAGACUUUAUUCUUCAAAUUCUUGUACAACUUUGAAUAAAUGGUUAAUGUUCACUUAAAAGACAGGUUUUGGAGAUUGUAUUCAUAUCUAUAUUUCCAUUUGAUUUCUAAGUCAAUUGAUGUGAUUAUUUUUUGUUAAAUGUUGUCUUGUGCCCUUGACUACGAACUGUAUUAAACACUACAAAGUCAUCGGAGUAUUUUAAUCAGUUUGUGUAGUUAGGUUGCCCAACUACAGUGGUUUCCUAAUGUUUAAUAUUGUAGAACUGUCUUCAACUCUUGUCCAUUUUCAAGGCUCUAAAGAAAAACAGAAGGACUCUUUUCUGUAUUUAUCAUUUACUUUCUGUAUAUAUAGUUUAAUAACUUGCUUGGGUGUAUUUGCCAAGCUAUAAUUCUUUAAUGCAUUUGCAUAAAUUCUAUACAUUUAAAGCUUGGAACUACAGAAGCAUUAUUAGGAAUUUGCUUAGAUGCUGAAUUUUAAACCUUAUUGACAUUGUUAGCAUGUUUGUCCUUUUGUCAUUAUCUUAGAGUCCAAAAAAUGCUUUAUGUAUAGUAUUAGAAGCUGCAUAUGCCUAUUUUAAUGCCAAAUGUUUGCUAUUUGCUCACAACUUCCACAGCACCUCUUCAGAAAUGGAUUAGCUGUUUGCCUUAAUUAUGUAGGUUAAACAUAUUAUAAUGAAUGAAAAAUACAGGAAGCAUUGAAACUCAUAAAAUGGCACAUUAUGAAGACUUCAUAUUUCUUAAAACGUUAUUUGCCUCUUCAUUUCUAGGUAUAUUUCCAUCAAGGAUAGUUUUUCAACUUAGAUGUACAGUGGCUGUGUAAAGUUGAUUUGGUUCUUUUUCUUUUUUGGUGACAACUUGUAAUCUUAAUAUGGUAAGCAUCUUGUCUAUUGUGAAGGGGGUGUGAAAAUAAAACUGCCAGAUUGAAAAUCCUGA
Molecule: messenger RNA, 2146 nt
Organism: Lacerta agilis (Sand lizard)
Lineage: Eukaryota; Metazoa; Chordata; Lepidosauria; Squamata; Lacertidae
Gene: RAB2A
Product: RAB2A, member RAS oncogene family
Exons: 8
Coding region: 466-1104 (212 amino acids)
Cellular component (GO): Golgi apparatus
Molecular function (GO): GTPase activity; GTP binding
Source: RefSeq, a predicted model, not a curated record